ACGAGUUUGUCGCAUAUUGAAUCUACAAGAAGGUGUAGUGGAUAGAAGGUGUAGUGAUAAGCUGGAACACACACAUGGUCCAUAUGGCACUGGGAAUGGCGUGGAUGUUUGUUUUGGGGAUUUUAUGUGCUGCUGGUGCAAGGGAUGUCUCUGGAGCUGUGAUCAGGUCGUGCAUCAUCCCACACGUUCUCAAAGACAGGGACACUCUGCAGCCUUACGACCCCGACGUUUCGGCAAAUUACGUUUGCCCCCCGAACUACCGUCAGUUCGGAGACGACUGUUUCCAUCCAGUAGAAUUCGGGCAGCACUACAGGCCAGUCGUCGUCGUGCCAUUUGCUACAGCCCAGCAGACGUGCCAGGAGCAGGGGGCAGAGGUCGUGUCCCUUCUGGACCUUCGGGACCCGGAUGUUCUGCAGGCUGUCGUGGAAAUCCCAAAAGAACAUAUCCUGAGGGACUUGCUGAUGUUUGACCAGAGCAGCUGUGUGGAGCGGAGCGACUCCAGCUCGGUGUGGGGAGAGCAGCUCUGCGUCAAGCGGUGCAGCGAGGCCCUGCAAAAGAUGAUCAUCUGCCGUCGUCCCGCCGAUCCUGUCCAGAACUAGGGCUAUCUGGUUAUAGGGCUGUCAUUAUAGCAUAAACAAACAAGAGGCGAUGAGUGUGGAGCAGGCCUAGGUUUAGAUAUAACAUGUAGUAAGCGUAACGAGUGGAAACCUGUAACGUUAGUUGGACUAGAUUAAGGAACUCGCUCUCUACAGUCACCCUGGCUACGUUUGCUUGGUCAGGAGACUUAAUAGAAAUAACUAGAGCUGAGUGUUAUGUAUUUCCUGAAAAGACUGAGUGCAAUAAAGAUCACUCGUUUAA
Molecule: messenger RNA, 858 nt
Organism: Branchiostoma floridae (Florida lancelet)
Lineage: Eukaryota; Metazoa; Chordata; Leptocardii; Amphioxiformes; Branchiostomatidae
Exons: 5
Coding region: 75-599 (174 amino acids)
Source: RefSeq, a predicted model, not a curated record